GGCUGGGCCUUGUUUCGGAGCCUAUGAGAGCGUGGCUCUAGGGGGCGGGCCGGACGGUGGUGGCGGCUGCCGGGGAGGCGGCGGCGGUGGCGGACAGGGGAGGCGGCGGCCUGGCUUGGCCUGGCCUGUCAGGGCGCGGGUGGCGGCGGCUCCAGCACCAUGUCCCUGCAGUACGGGACGGAGGAUGCGCCCCUCGCCGGGAGUUACGGCGCAGCGGAUUCAUUUCCAAAGGACUUCGGCUACGGCGUGGAGGAGGAGGAAGAGGAGGCGGCAGCUGCAGGCGGCGGGGUUGGGGCGGGGGCCGGCGGAGGCUGUGGCCCGGGGGGCGCUGACAGCUCCAAGCCGCGGAUCCUGCUCAUGGGGCUCCGGCGCAGCGGCAAGUCUUCCAUCCAGAAGGUGGUGUUUCAUAAAAUGUCACCCAACGAGACUCUCUUUUUGGAAAGUACCAACAAAAUUUAUAAAGAUGAUAUCUCCAAUAGCUCCUUUGUGAAUUUCCAGAUAUGGGAUUUUCCUGGGCAAAUGGACUUUUUUGACCCAACCUUUGAUUAUGAGAUGAUCUUCAGAGGAACAGGAGCAUUGAUAUAUGUCAUUGAUGCACAGGAUGACUACAUGGAGGCUUUAACAAGACUUCACAUUACUGUUUCUAAAGCCUACAAAGUUAACCCAGAAAUGAAUUUUGAGGUUUUUAUUCACAAAGUUGAUGGUCUGUCUGAUGAUCACAAAAUAGAAACACAGAGGGACAUUCAUCAAAGGGCCAAUGAUGACCUUGCAGAUGCUGGGCUAGAAAAACUUCAUCUUAGCUUUUAUUUGACGAGUAUCUAUGACCAUUCAAUAUUUGAAGCCUUUAGUAAGGUGGUACAGAAACUCAUUCCACAACUGCCGACCUUGGAAAACCUAUUAAAUAUCUUUAUAUCAAAUUCAGGUAUUGAAAAAGCUUUUCUCUUCGAUGUUGUCAGCAAAAUCUACAUUGCAACAGACAGUUCCCCUGUGGAUAUGCAAUCUUAUGAACUUUGCUGUGACAUGAUUGAUGUUGUAAUUGAUGUAUCUUGUAUAUAUGGGUUAAAGGAAGAUGGAAGUGGAAGUGCUUAUGACAAAGAAUCUAUGGCAAUUAUCAAGCUGAAUAAUACAACUGUCCUCUAUUUAAAAGAAGUGACUAAAUUUUUGGCAUUGGUCUGCAUUCUUAGGGAAGAAAGCUUUGAACGAAAAGGUUUAAUAGACUACAACUUCCACUGUUUCCGAAAAGCUAUUCAUGAGGUUUUUGAGGUGGGUGUGAGUUCUCACAGGAGCUGUGGUCACCAGACCAGUGCCCCCAGCCUGAAAGCAUUGACACACAAUGGCACGCCGCGAAACGCCAUCUAGCGUGAACCCCAGUGCUUGGGGCUCUGUGCCAGCUUGCUCUUCACUCCAGGGUCAGAUGUCACGUGCUAUAGGACAAGGGAGCUGCUGCUUGUGGGAACCUGGUGCCUGUCCCACUAGAGACAACAGGGAGAGUUUCUCAUUUGGAUGAAAACCCCUUCAACCGGUGGGGUACAACUGAAGCUACUAUCUCUUUUUUUUAAAAUGGCAAAAAAAUUCUAGAGACCACAGAACUCAAGUGUGUCUUUCCCCGCUUUUGGGUCCCACUUUACUAGUUGGGCUCUUUUGGACCUGGAGAGGACACCAGUUCCCUGUCUUUGCCGGGAAUGUCGCCGUCAGUUACCACUUGAGAAUAAUAGAAAAAACUGAAUUUUUAUACGCUUCACUUAGGUUUUCAUUUGAGUAGUCUUUAAAAUUCCUGCCUUGCUUAAGUUCUAACACUGCCUCUCAGAUUUCAAUUUUGGACAUUGCACACUUAAGACCUUUUAAAUGCAUUUGCUUGCUAACUCAGAAGACACGUAAUCUGACUGCAGCAAAAGACAUUCCUGUAUUUGUUACUGAAGAAAAGAGAGAACAUUUUACGCUGCAUCAGCUGGAGGGCAAGGAUCAACAGUGGCUACGUUAGUUAGUUUGGAAAUGUUGAGGAAAAACUCUGAAACUGAAGAAAAUUUUGCACCUGUGUUUUUGGGUACCUCAUGUCCGGGUUUUUUCUCUUGGAUUAGAUAAAUGAUCAUGAUCAGUGUAACAAAGGGAAUUAAAAAGAAUCCCCCUGCCCCAGUUUCCUCCAUCUAGGGGAGAAACUCCUUGUAUCACUGAAAUAUAUAGAUCACUCUUCUUUCAUCUUGUUAUGGGCCACUGUAUACCUUUUAUUCUAAGCUAUCUAGAUUCCUUAAGAAUUGCUGUUUUGUUGACCACGAAUGACCCUAAGGCACUGGUGAAACUGGCCACUGGGAGUUGGAGCGAGCACAUGGUGCCACAACAUGUGUUGUUUCACAUACUUUGUCUCCGGUAUUCUGACACCAAGUGUCAACUGUGGUACUUUCUUUGCUUAGAAUAUUAAUUCUUAAUUGUUUUCUUUUUUGUUGAUGGUUGAUACCCUUUCCGUUGAUUUAAAUUUACACAUUAUUUUUACUCCACAUGCCCAGUAGUCAUAUAUUCCAAAGCCACUGGACCCCUUGAGUACAUAAGUGCCACUGUUUUAUGAAAUAUGUAUAUUCAGGUCUGUAAACCUAACAGUGUGACUUGGAGUGCUUCCUGCAGAUGAUUCUGACUGUUGAGUAUUUACAUGGACCAUGGUGAUAUCCAAAAGAAAAAUGCUUUUAUAUUUAUAGAUUAUUUCCUUGAACUAUAUAAAAUGGGUAUCAAUAAAUGUAUUUACUCCAAAA
Molecule: messenger RNA, 2741 nt
Organism: Trichechus manatus latirostris (Florida manatee)
Lineage: Eukaryota; Metazoa; Chordata; Mammalia; Sirenia; Trichechidae
Gene: RRAGC
Product: Ras related GTP binding C
Exons: 7
Coding region: 160-1359 (399 amino acids)
Biological process (GO): negative regulation of autophagy; cellular response to starvation
Cellular component (GO): Gtr1-Gtr2 GTPase complex; lysosome; nucleus
Molecular function (GO): GTPase activity; GTP binding
Source: RefSeq, a predicted model, not a curated record